GUUGUUGUUGUUGUUGUUGUUUUUUACCUUGCUCCUUUUACAGUUGAAUCUGCAUGUUGUAGCCCAUGAUAAAAUAAACAAAGAGGAUAUAGUAGAUCAAAUAACAAAUCAGGGAGAUUCAUACCUUGACAGGCCAAAUGCAACACCAGCAGAAGAGCCAUCAGAGAAGUAAUGAGAUUGACCUCUUUUGGCAAGGCAUUCCAGUUUUCAAGUGUGGCCAUAGAAGUGUGAUUUAGUAAUAUAAUGUUAAGAAACAAUUCUGUGAGACUGUCUAGAGAUAUCAUGUAUGCUGCUUUCUCAUCCUUCUAAGCUUAUUAUCUGCUUUUCUAUUGGAAAUACAAUGUUGUUUAAGACUAUGCACUAUUCCUCCCUGUGCACCCUCUACAGUAUUUAGACUCUGUCUCUUGAACCUAUGCAAUGUUUCAGACACUUGAGCCAAGAGAAGGAAAGGAACAUUGUAAUAUUAGGGGAGUCAUGAAGGUGCUGUAAGAAAUCGAGAGCUUUUCUCUCUGAAAAAGACCACCUUAAAUACCUUGACCAAGAUAACACAAGGGGCUGCAUUCACACUGCUCCUUGAUUACCAACUUUACUACUACAGUAGCUACUGGAAAAGCCUGUACAGUAUUGGUAUUUGAGCCAACAUGGUUCUCUGCACCAGAAAGGGAUACUAUAAAUGUAGCAUUCACCUCUUCUGGCUGAUGUGUUUGGUCCAGUUUAGUUGUUACUGGAAAUGGUCAAUAAUAGUUUCAAGCAUUUCAGGGAAGCUGGUAUUAAGAUGGAGACACUUACAGGCGGACAGGUGGCACGGUUGGUGUUCCUGACUGGAGAUAGCUGAGUAGAGUAUUUUUUGUUAAAAGCUGUCCCCCUUUAUUCUGUAGUCUCUCUCAGGAAAUGAGAGUGCAGUUUGGGGGUGGAUCCAGGCCCCUAAGGAAUUAUCUGAAUGCUUUACCUUAUUGUAGGCAAAUAGGGAGAGCACAAACUCACCACCUCCUGAAAUGCCCCACAUUUUUCAAGAUUCUCCUAAAGGGGGUGAGGUGCUAUAUUGCUAUGUGACUGUGACAUUUGAUGAGCCAUUGUCACUCGUGGCCCUUUCAAAGUUGUUGGAUUACAGCUCUCAUCAUCCUUUGCCAUGGUAGCUGGGGCUGAUGAGAGUGAGUCCAGCAAAUGCCCCCCCUUGCAAUAGUAGCUUCAGCAUUUCUGUUUCCACCUCAACUGUUUAGCUCACCCCCCCCCCCAUAUCUUUUUUCUCAUAAUGAAGAAGGCUAGACUAAGGCAUGCUAGUCUCAGAGGUAUGUGUGUGUCUAUGUAGAAAUGGUUAAGACUGAGAUUCAUUGCAGAAGAAAUAUACACGUUUCUGAGUACAACUGCAGAAGACUUUUUCAUUCAUACUAGCCUGUUUUCUGCCAUGCAGACUUAUGAUGAUGCUGGUGAUUGACGACACAUUUUUUCACAUAGCCUGAAUAUGUGUAAGACAGGGAGAGAAUUUUCCUGGAAUCGCUGGGAGGUAAACACUACAUCAAGCCAUGGCUGGAGCAAUCUGUCCUUCCUGUGGCUUGCUGUGUGUGGCAGGCCACACUUGAUUAAAAAAUUGGAAGAGGGGCUAAAUGAAAUGUCGGCUUUUGUCGCUUGACUCUGGGAUUGAUUUUUUUUGGCUCUGGCCAGUGCAGUUCCAUCACUGAGCCUCUUGGUUAUGAAGCUUAUUUUCACUGAGCACAUUCCCCUCUGAUGGGCUCCCAUUGAGAAGCUAAUGUGCGGCGCUGAUCUUUCAAGGGAGCCGAGCUUGCAGUACAAGCUGCCUUUCUGAGUGUAUUGAUCACAGGGCGGCCUUUCGGGUGGCAAAGGGUGUUAUACUUCAUUAGCUGGGUUGGCGGUUUAGGCAGCUGCUUUUCGCUGGUGCAGAAUAGAUUAAAGCUUCAAGUACAGACCUUUAAAAGAAAAGAAAUCUAGCAAAGGCCUUGAGAGUACAACAGUUUAAAUAAAAUGCCAGCUGCUAAAGCAAUAAAUAUACAAUCAAUAAUAAGCAAUAAAUGUGAAACCUGGAUACCGAGGCUAAAUACUGAGCACUAGCUUAGGUGAAUUGGUUGCUCCUGUAACCUACUAGCUGUCUGGGCAUUUUGGGUGGAAUUCAGUGGCAUGUUCUCUUCCUUCCCAUCCUCGUGGUGUAUCCUUAUGGUAAUUCUAAACCUGGGGUAUAAGUGCAAAGAUGAGCUUCAUAUUAUAGUUAUUUAUGGUUAUGGAACACAAUGUUUAUAUGACAUUUAGUGUGCAGAAUCAGAAAAUUUCUUGGAGUUGGUGGGGGGACUUCAAAGCUAAGUUUUCCUUGGAGAAGACCCAGUGAAAUUAGUUGACCAAACUUGCUCAUGGGCAUUAAUUUCAAUGAGCCUUUUCUGAACAGGUUUGGCAUUUGAAAUGACCCUGUGUAAAAGUGAUCAUGACACCCUUUUUAACCUCCUUUUUUUAGAUUUAACUGAGGUAGCAUUAAACAGCUAAAGCUAAAAACCGCAAUAAAAGAAAAGAGGACAGAGUUUUUGAAUUAUCUAUCCCCACAGUGCUGGUGGUGGUCCACAAAUCCUCCAUUUUCUGGUUACCUGUGCAUUGCAGUGUGGGGAAUGUGUUUUGUUUGUGGAAGCAGCUAUAAUUUUGGGGAGGGGCAAAACCAUCAAUGUAUUUAUUACUUCCUGGUGUGCUCUGGUGCAUGGGGUCACGAAGAGUCGAACACGACUAAACAAAAACAACAACAAUCAUUGCAUUAAUGAGUUUGGGAGGGGUGGUUGAAAUGUUUUUUGUUCCCGUGCAAUGCCAUGUUUUGUUUGAAAACAAAGCUGGCACGGGGUGUGUGGGUGCACCUGCAUUAGUACAUCUCACAUUGCAUUAGGUGUAGUUCUUCUCCAGUGUAAUGUUAAAAGGGAGCGCCUGCUGACAGAUGGAUAUUUAUUCUCCUGUGCAAAAAGGGGGCCGGUGGUGUAGGCGGAUUUUAACAAAAUGGCUUACUGGUUGAAUCAACUGCAACCCAAUCCUUCUGUGUAGCCAUGAUGCCUCUAAUGUGCCACUGAAUUGGCAUUUUUUGCCUUUCGCAUCCUCAGCGUUAUUUGUCCCGUUUCCCCCCCCCCCGCCCCCGCUGUUUUAAAUGUUCCUCCACCUCUCUCCUUUUUGAUCUGUGUCUUCUCCACGCCGUGUGAGUGUUUGAUCUGCAUUCGUGAGAACCGAAGCAGGAAGGUGGGGGGGGGAAGAGAGAGAGAAGGAAGAAGGUUGCUUUUGCAUUAAUAUUCCUGGGCUGCUGCUGCAUCUCGCUCGCGCUCGGAUGUGAGCAGCGGCAGAUCACUCGCGGGGAUGCUUUGCCUCUUUAAUAUCUUGCUUGCAGAUGCAUUUUCUAGCUGACCACGCUAUUAAAGAGCCGCCAUCAAUCACCCAGCCAGCUUCUCCCUGUUCCGGCUCGGAUUGGGGCGGGGGAAAAGAAAUCUAGGAAGGGAGGCAGGAGCUGUGCACGCUCGCUCGCAUCGCCCAGCAUUGGCAAGGAUGUCGAGCAGCCCGUGAGCCAAGGCAUCCUACUGGCCCUGGUCAGCACAGAGCCGGGGGGCUGGCUGGCUCGGAGUCGGUGGCCCCCGCCGGGCCGCCCUCCCGCCGUUUUGCACUGAGUCUGGUCGGGAGGCAGCGCCAGGCUGGUGGACUCCGCUCCGGGUUUUCCCGCGCGCCGCCGCUUGUUGUCUUUGGGAGGCUGUGCUUCUCUCUCCCUCUCCUGGUGUCUGGGUUGAAAGCAAAAGCGACUGGGUCACACAGAGGCAUGUGGAGGUGGCUGCAACCGAGGAGCGGCAGCUAAGGCUGGUGGAUGUGCCGCGGAGGGGCCCGAGGAGCGCAGCCCGCCGCGCUAAGGCAGGGAGCUGCCGCCGCCGCCGCCGCUUCCUCCAGUCGGGAUCCUUCUCCGGCCCGGGCAAUGCCGCCGUUGCUGCUUCUCCUCUUCUCGCCCGCACCACUGCCUGGCCCAGCAGCGGCGCUGCAGUGAAGCGGGGGCCUCCUUUUGUUCGCCAAGUGCAUCUCUCUCUCUCUUUCUUCUCUGGCCCCCUUUUUUUCUUUCUCUCUUCCCCUCUCCUCCUCCUCCUCCCUUCCUUCCUCUUCCUCCCCCCUCCCUCCUCCAUGGGCAUUGCAUGUGGGAUUGAACGCAGUAGCAGCAGCCCCCUCUUCCUUUUCUGCGUGCCCUGGAGAAGCAGCUCGAGGUCCGCCGGGGUCAGACUGAAACAGCUGCUGUGAUUGCAGGCUGGUUGCCUUGGCCCCGCAUCUCCAGGAAUUCUCCUCGUUGUUCUUGCCGAGCGGAAAGUCCAAGGCUGGCUGGGAGCCUUUUUAAAACGCUGGGGUUGUUGGAGUGGUCGAAUUUUUCCUGGAAUUGAGUGAGAAAUUCAGAAGACUGAAGCCCAGGCUCACUGUCUACCUUUCACGGAGGCCCAGCCGUGAGAGGACAGAAGAAGGCACCUGGCGAAUCAUGACAGCGGACAAAGAGAAGGACAAAGAGAAAGACAAGGACCGGGACCGGGACAGAGACCGAGAGCGGGACAAGCGGGAGAAGGCACGGGAGAGCGAGAACUCGCGGCCCCGUCGGAGCUGCACCCUGGAAGGCGGAGCCAAGAAUUACGCGGAGAGCGACCACAGCGAGGACGAGGACAAUGACAACAACGGCGCCACCACAGAGGAGUCCACAAAGAAGAACAAGAAGAAACCACCCAAGAAGAAAUCUCGCUAUGAGAGAACGGACAACGGAGAAAUCACCUCUUUCAUCACAGAGGAUGAUGUGGUCUACAGACCUGGAGAUUGUGUGUAUAUUGAGAGUCGGCGACCAAACACUCCGUACUUCAUUUGUAGCAUUCAAGACUUCAAAUUGCUCAGUGGUAGAGCACCCGCUCCGCGUGUAGGUGAUCCCAGAUUGAAUCUCCAGCAUCUGCAGAGCAAACGGGACCACCUUCUCAUGAACGUCAAAUGGUACUACCGCCAGUCUGAAGUUCCAGAUUCUGUGUACCAGCAUUUAGUUCAGGACCGACAUAAUGAAAAUGAUUCUGGGCGUGAGCUGGUAAUUACCGACCCAGUGAUCAAGAACAGAGAGCUUUUCAUUUCGGACUAUGUCGACACCUAUCAUGCUGUUGCUCUUAGAGGAAAGUGUAAUAUCUCCCAUUUCUCUGACAUAUUUGCUGCUAGAGAAUUUAAAGCCCGGGUGGAUUCCUUUUUCUACAUUCUGGGCUACAAUCCAGAGACAAGGCGGUUGAACAGCACACAGGGUGAAAUCCGGGUUGGGCCUAGUCAUCAGGCCAAACUCCCAGAGCUGCAGCCAUUCCCUUCCGGAGACAGCGACACAGUGACGCAGCACGAGGAGCUUGUGUGGAUGCCUGGGGUCAAUGACUGCGACCUGCUCAUGUACCUGAGGGCAGCACGGAGCAUGGCAGCUUUUGCUGGGAUGUGUGACGGAGGAUCCACAGAAGAUGGGUGUGUCGCAGCCUCCCGCGAUGACACUACUCUCAACGCACUCAACACACUACAUGAAAGCAACUACGAUGCCGGCAAAGCCCUCCAGCGCCUGGUGAAGAAGCCUGUGCCCAAACUCAUUGAGAAGUGCUGGACAGAAGAUGAAGUGAAACGCUUCAUUAAAGGGCUCAGACAGUAUGGGAAGAACUUCUUCAGGAUCCGAAAAGAGCUGCUUCCCAAUAAGGAAACAGGAGAAUUGAUCACCUUCUAUUACUACUGGAAGAAAACCCCCGAAGCGGCCAGUUCCCGGGCUCACCGCAGGCAUCGGAGGCAAGCAGUGUUCCGGAGAAUUAAAACCCGAACAGCUUCCACUCCGGUGAAUGCUCCCUCCAGGCCCCCCUCCAGCGAAUUCUUGGAUCUGAGUUCAGCCAGUGAAGAUGACUUUGACAGCGAGGACAGCGAGCAAGAGUUGAAAGGCUACGCCUGCCGCCACUGCUUCAGCACCACCUCCAAGGACUGGCACCACGGCGGGCGGGAGAACAUCUUGCUGUGCACUGACUGCCGCAUCCACUUCAAGAAGUACGGGGAGCUUCCCCCCAUCGAGAAGCCAGUGGAUCCGCCACCCUUUAUGUUUAAGCCUGUCAAAGAGGAAGAUGAUGGGCUCAGUGGGAAGCAUAGCAUGAGGACAAGGCGGAGUCGAGGCUCGCAGAUGUCGACACUACGCAGCGGUCGCAAAAAGCAGCCACCCAGCCCUGAUGGUAGAGCCUCCCCCAUCAACGAAGACAUCCGGUCCAGCGGCCGGAACUCCCCCAGCGCUGCCAGCACUUCAAGCAAUGACAGCAAGGCGGAUUCAGUGAAGAAGUCCAGCAAGCAGCAGAAGAUAAAAGAGGAGGCAUCGUCUCCUCUCAAGAGUUCCAAGAGACAGAGAGAAAAGGCAGCAUCUGACACCGAGGAGCCCGACCGAAUUAACGCCAAGAAAACCAAAACACAGGAGAUCAGCCGGCCCAACUCCCCAUCCGAAGGUGAAGGGGAGAGCUCUGACAGCCGCAGCGUGAAUGAUGAGGGCAGCAGCGACCCGAAGGACAUCGACCAGGACAACCGGAGCACCUCGCCCAGCAUCCCCAGCCCCCAGGACAAUGAGAGCGACUCAGAUUCAUCCGCCCAGCAGCAAGUCUUGCAGGCGUCCAAUGGCCUGGCCCAGCCCACACCCGCCUCCAUCCCUGUCUCAGCACAGCUGCCACUGCCGGCCACCUCUGGCCUCCCCUCUUCGGUGCCUCCCCACAUCUCCCCAUCCGUCUCCCAGUCAGGAAGCAGCCAGCCUCAGGCCCCGGUGCCGCCCCACUCUCACAUCCAGCAGGCCCCUUCGCUGCACCCACAGAGGCUGCCGUCUCCUCACCCGCCGCUGCAGCCCCUGACUGUGCCCUCCAGCCAGCCCCAGGCUCCCGCCGUCCCACAGCCCCACCCACAGCCUCCGCUCCACAGCCAGAUCCAGCCCCUCCCUCACAACAUCCAGGCGCAGCCGCUCCUGCCUCACCCAGUCCCCGCCCAACCGUUCCCCCUCGCGCCGCAGCCUCCCCCGCUGCCUUCGUCCUCGUCUCAGUCUCAGGUCUCCCUGCAGCCACAGGCUGUGCCCCAUCCCCAUGCAGCACUCCAAGUCCCAUCGGUCCAGCCCCCCUUGCAGGCGCCGUCUCCGCUGCAGCAGCAGCCCCCGCCGCCACGAGAGCAGCCCCUCCUCCCAGCCCCUCUGACGAUGCCUCACAUCAAGCCACCUCCAACUACCCCCAUCCCUCAGCUCCCCAUGCCGCCGUCCCACAAGCAUCUUGCGGGGCCCUCACCAUUCUCCAUGAACUCCAACCUCCCGCCACCGCCAGCCUUGAAGCCGCUCAGCUCCCUCUCCACGCACCACCCGCCCUCCGCCCACCCUCCUCCCUUGCAGCUGAUGCCCCAGAGCCAGCCGCUGCAGCCUUCCCCAGCGCAGCCCCCUGUCCUGACGCAAAGCCAGGGCCUCCCUCCCUCUACCAGCCACUCCUCCUCCAGCCUCCACCAGGUACCUCCCCAACCCCCUUUCCCCCAGCACCCGUUUGUCCCCGGGGGGCCACCACCCAUCACGCCUCCCUCCUGCCCGUCGACCUCCACGCCGCCUUCCGUGCCUGGCGCCCCUCCUCAGGCAACAGGCUCCACGUCGGCAGCCUGCAGUGGGAACGUCCCCGUGGUGACGCCCUGCACGAUGCCACCCAUCCAGAUCAAGGAAGAGGCUCCGGAUGAGGCGGAGGAGCCGGAAAGCCCACCUCCCCCACCCCGGAGCCCAUCGCCAGCGCCGACAGUGGUGGACACGCCAAGCCAUGCCAGCGAGUCAGCUAGGUUUUACAAGCACCUGGACCGCGGCUACAACUCCUGCGCAAGGACAGACCUGUACUUCACGCCGCUGGCAGGUUCCAAGCUGGCCAAGAAGCGUGAGGAGGCCAUUGAGAAGGCCAAGAGGGAGGCGGAGCAGAAGGCAAGAGAAGAGAGGGAGCGGGAGAAAGAGAAGGAAAAGGAGAGGGAGAGAGAGCGUGAGCGUGAGAGAGAAGCUGAAAGAGCGGCGCAGAAAUCAUCCAGCUCGUCACACGAAGGACGUCUUGGAGAAUCCCAGCUGAGUGGCCCAACUCACAUGAGGCCGUCAUUCGAACCUCCUCCCACCACCAUCGCUGCCGUCCCCCCAUACAUUGGACCCGACACGCCGGCGCUACGGACCCUCAGCGAGUACGCGCGCCCUCAUGUCAUGUCCCCCACCAACCGCAACCACCCCUUCUUCGUGCCCCUCAACCCCACCGACCCUCUGCUGGCCUACCACAUGCCCGGCCUCUACAACGUGGACCCCACCAUGCGGGAGAGGGAGCUGCGGGAGAGAGAGUUGCGGGAGAGGGAGCUGCGGGAGAGGGAGCUGCGGGAGAGGAUGAAGCCAGGCUUCGAGGUGAAGCCACCGGAACUCGAUGCGCUUCACCCCGCCACCAACCCCAUGGAGCACUUUGCCCGCCACGGCGCCCUCACUAUCCCCCCUACGGCGGGCCCGCACCCGUUUGCAUCCUUCCACCCGGGCUUGAACCCCCUGGAGCGGGAGAGACUCGCUCUGGCAGGCCCCCAGCUGCGGCCUGAAAUGAGCUACCCGGACAGACUAGCCGCCGAGAGGAUACAUGCGGAGCGUAUGGCAUCACUCACCAACGACCCCUUGGCCCGACUGCAGAUGUUCAACGUCACACCGCAUCAUCACCAACAUUCGCACAUACACUCGCAUCUACACCUCCAUCAACAGGACCCGCUGCAUCAAGACUGUUUGGCCACCCGAUGUCACUGCGAACACUCCAGACAGAGAAGCUCGGCAGGACCUGUCCAUCCCCUCGUGGACCCCUUGGCAGCCGGGCCCCAUUUGGCGCGCUUCCCUUAUCCUCCCGGCACUAUCCCAAACCCGUUGCUAGGGCAACCGCCCCACGAACACGAAAUGCUCCGGCACCCGGUCUUUGGUACCCACUACCCACGUGACCUCCCUGGCGGCAUCCCUCCUCCCAUGUCAGCAGCCCACCAGUUACAGGCCAUGCAUGCUCAGUCAGCAGAGCUUCAGAGACUAGCCAUGGAGCAGCAGUGGCUGCAUGGGCACCCCCACAUGCACGGGGGCCACCUCCCCAGCCAAGAAGACUAUUACAGCCGGCUGAAGAAAGAAAGUGACAAGCAGUUGUAAUAAAUUAUUUAUUUGUAAUUCUGGCUGCAGAAGAUCCCAGUCCUUGGGAAGAAAUGGAAUGUGUUUAUCCACACACACACACACACACACACACACACACACAGCGAAAAACAAGAGAUUUUUAUCGUUUAAAUAUACCCUUCUCUAUUUAAAAUGAAAAAGGAGAAAAAACAAAUAAGGAAGCCCAACCUAUAGAGACUUUUAAAAUCAGCACAUAUAUUACAGAAUUCAUUUGUAGAGAAGAUUUUUCCAAGAUCAGUUUCAGGAGUCUCCUUGCAUGAUAAAACCUGUUAAGAAGCCUGUUGAGAGAGAAACAACCCCCUCAGAACUGGAUGGAAGUAUUCAGAGGAAAUUCCUUGGGCAUUCUUGGGGGGGUUGUUUGAGGGGGUGGGUUGGGUUCGUUUUUUCAUUUUUUUUCAUUUUGAGUAGGUGCUAGAAUCAGGUUCACAACUUAAUGCAAGCCACUGUGCAUACAAAGAAAUACACUCAAUUUAUAUAUAAAUAUAUAAAUAUAUAUAUACACUUUAAAAACAAAACAAAAAAAACAAGAAUGGCAAGUAGGUGGCAUAACACCCUCUGAAAAUCCAAGUGCUAUGACAAGAAUUUUAAAAGAAAAAAAAUCUACUUUUAUUUUAAUACAUUGUAGGAAAACUUCAUAAUUUUAAAGAGAGCUUUGCAGCAUGGCUUUUUAAGUCUGUAAAUAAUUUUUUUGGGUCAGGGUUUUAAAAAAAAUUAUAAUAAUCUCCACAAACUCCUGGUUUCUUUCUUUCUUUCUUUCUUUCUUUCUUUCUUUCUUUCUUUCUUUCUUUCUUUCUUUCUUUCUCUCUCUCUCUCUCUCUCUCUCUCUCUCCUUCCAUCUCCUCUCUCUUCCUCUUGUUCUUUCUCUUCAGUAACAUCACAAAACCGUUACUUCUUACCUGAUGUUGACAAGAAUACAGAGUUGAUUUUUUAAUAUAAGAGGAAUAUAUAUAAUUAUCCCUUUAAUUAAAGGGAAGAUGAAAUGGGGGGAGGGGUCAGUAAUUUCAAAAUGGUCGAGAGCUCGACUUGACGGUUUGGUAGCAACAUGAGCAUUAAAGGGAGUUGCAGGGAUAAUAUGUUUUUUCCCUAAAAAAACAAGAACACGCAACUCUCUGUGUGUGUGUGUGUGCGUGUGUGCUGUUCUUUUUAAUUUAAUUCAUUUGUUCCAUGAACAUCCUAAAUCACUUUUCAUUCUCGUAGGUCUGUUUUUGACAUAACUCAGUUCCUCAGCUGGUAAACAAGACCGCAUAUUCCUGCAUUGGUUCUGUCGAAAAGCCGUCGCGUUUUCCACCAGCGCAAGAGGUUUUUUUUUUUUGAAGCAGAAGCUGGAAAGGUAGCAGUUUUCAAGAAAUGGGCUCUUGAAAUGUCAGGCUACCCCGGGUCUCCCCUUUCCUCCACAAACAUAGCAUUAAACUGAAACUCUGUCCUAUAAAUGUAGACACACACACACACACACACACACACACAGAGAGAGAGAGAGAGAGAGAGAGAGAGAGAGAGAGAGAGAGAGAGAGAGAGAGAGUCUAUCAAUUAAGACAACAAUAAUGUGGCGAUGUUUCUUUGGCUACAAGCCCCACAAGGAGUUCAGUUCAAGGAGGAACUUCUCCUUCCUUUUCCAUCUCAGGCAACCUCCCCUGCCAGCAUUGGAGCCCCACACCAGUCAUGAGAGCUGCUGAUAAUGGAGCACACUGUCCUUUAGAUAGCAUGGAAGUUUACAUGCAAACCAUUUCCCUUAAAGUAAUAAAAAAUAUGUUAUAAAACUUAAUUGAAUAGUGCUGAGUCAAAACUUUCCAUCCCUGACAGUUACACAUUUUGAAAGAAAAGGGAUAGGCAAAGGGGCUGCUUCAGAGCUGUGCGUUUUCGAAAUUGCCCCCAUGAACACAAAGCUUAAAUUUCACUCUUAAAAGCUGGGAGCCGCUUUGCGCUCCUGGGCUUUGUUUUUAAUCGGUCCAAUAUUAGCAGGUUUGUGUUGUUUUUGUGUGUGUGUGCUUUGCUGAUGCUAGGCACAGCAGGGGAUUUGCACCUGGUCUUACCUCAAGGGCACAAUUGACCAGGGCGGUCUCACUCUCCCCCCCCCCCUGUCCAUGGCAGCAGAGUAAAUUUCUUCCCAAAAAAAAUCCUCAUUGAAUGCUCUUUUGGGAUAUGGUGGAUAAGGCAGCCUUUUUCUUGCCUGCUGUUUGCAGUACCUUAGGAGUGAUCCUUGUUUUGUCAAAAAUGUUCACACUCUCCAAUGCACAAGGCAGGGAAACUCAGAAAGCUUAGAGCGGGGUUGACCAUCUUCUGUCAGAAGCUGUCAGUGUCACAAGCACAUGACAACUGUAUGAAUCCUGUUUUUUAUUCCCUUCCAUUUGCUAGUUUAGUUACACUUUUUUUUAAAAAAAAUGAGUUUGAUUGGUGCAGGAAUCUGCAGGGCUGUGUGAUAACACAUUUUCCUGUUAGUUGCAUUCAUAAUAACAUUUUCUGGUUCUUGUUCCUUUUGGAAGGCUGCUUCAUUUGCUGUGAAGACUGUUAUUUGUGGUGGUUCCCUGUAGGAGUCCAUUGGGUCUGAUCAGAUAACCCUGUAGCUAAUCAUUCAGCAGUCUCUUAAACAGCACAUAUGGCAGGUGGAAUUUUAAUCCAGCCUAACAGAAAUUUGGGUUCCUCCUACCUUGGUCCAAAGAUCGGAGCUUUCCCCCUGCUCCCUGACUCCUGCUCCUUCAUCCCAAACCAUCCUUUCCCAUUCGUUUCCUUACUGGUAGUCCAUGCCUCUUUUCUCUGUGCAGUGGCAGCAAAUAGCUGGUGGUUAUUAAGCCAUCCACCUGCUUUACAGCCCCUCCAGGUGGUUCUGAGGUUAGCCCUUUCCUAACUGCAGACCAUAUUUUGGUCACACAAGCCACACGGGGUGUCCUCAGAAUUGUCAUGGUCACUUCUUCUCAGGUCAGUUUCUGAACCGCCAAGAGCUGAAACACUGAACUGAGCAUCAGGAAACUCUAAAUUCAUGGUGCUAAAUGUCCAGCAAGAUGCAGGAUAACAAGACAGAGUCAUUGCUUAAAAGGCUAGCUGGCAUCUCAUGUUUUAACACUGUCAUCUGGAAUGGAAUAAACUUCGCAUAAUGAUCUGUCUUAACAGGCAGGACUUCCCCAGCUGCUUAUUAUCAAUACUCCCCUGUCUUGCCUUGUCUUUUUGAAGACACCUCCUUGCAGCAAGCAUAGUCUAGUUUUUAACUUUCAACGAGACCCACUGAAAACAGAACCAGCCGUAUUGGUGAGGGUGGCAAUAAUCCUCUCUCCAUGGUCCCCUGGCAGAAUUGGAAUUUCAGUACCUUCAGGAGACACUUAGCUUGGAUGUUGCAGACCAUCCUCCUCUGACUUGGUGCUCUCCUGGUGUUUUGGACUACAACUCCCAUCAGCCACACCCAGCUGAUGGGAGUUAUAGUCCAAAACAUCUGCAACUCGCCAGUCUAGGAAAAAGGGACAAAAGGUACCAGUUAAUUACGCCUUUCCCUCCGCAGUUUACAUGCAGUUCAUUGUGCUUCCUCAUAAGCUCUUGACCUUUUGGGUUUCUUUUUUAUGCUUGCGUUAACAGUAUGAAUCAUUCCACAGUGGUGGGGGAGCCCAGAGGUUCUUUGUCCUCAGAUCUAAAUGAUUAGCUACAGUGUUAUUUGCUCCACCUCUCCCAAGACCACCAUGCUCUGUUAGAAUAUCCCAACUUUUUACAGUUACCUUUUCAAAGAAAAAAAACUUUUUUAAAGCAAGAUUUUAUUUUUUUGCUUUGAACUUCAAAAAUCCAUUUUACUUUACUUUAUUUUGCUUUUUGUGUGCGCGUGCGUGUGUGAUUUUACUUUAUUUUUUCAAAAUCAAACCGUCUCUUGUUCUGUGUCGUCCUGGUUUGAGCUAGUUUCACUGCACCGUUUAAAAGCAGAAUAUACAUUCUGACAGCUACAUUUAUAUAUAUAUAUCUUGAGGCUUAGUGUAUAUAUUAGUAGGUUUACCAUGGGAUAACACAGUGUAAAACAGAGUAGAAAACCCAGAAAUCGUGACUUCUGUGUUCUCUCCAUUUGAGUAUUUUGUAAUUUUUUUGAAAUAUUUGUGGACAUAAAUAAAAACCAAGCUACACUA
Zootoca vivipara (common lizard) is the source of this 13275-nucleotide messenger RNA. RefSeq names its product arginine-glutamic acid dipeptide repeats (gene RERE). Gene Ontology annotation, molecular function: transcription corepressor activity; chromatin binding; sequence-specific DNA binding. Gene Ontology annotation, cellular component: nucleus. Gene Ontology annotation, biological process: regulation of DNA-templated transcription. NCBI's taxonomy places the organism in Eukaryota, Metazoa, Chordata, Lepidosauria, Squamata, Lacertidae. The record is from RefSeq and is a predicted model, not a curated record.